Lodderomyces orthopsilosis Co 90-125 is the source of this 1089-nucleotide messenger RNA. RefSeq lists its product as uncharacterized. The record is from RefSeq and is a predicted model, not a curated record. NCBI's taxonomy places the organism in Eukaryota, Fungi, Ascomycota, Pichiomycetes, Serinales, Debaryomycetaceae. The transcript has a single exon. Bases 1 to 1089 code for a protein of 362 amino acids.
AUGAGCUUAAGGGGAGUUUGUUUAAUGGGAAUUGGUGUCCCCGUUUAUCCCGGUUGCAAUGAAUUUGAAUUGAUUUACAAUUGCUUGAUCGCAAUUCCAUACAAUUUGAGAGCUGAAUAUUUGAAGUCUAAUGGAACACAAAUACGGACUCUACAAGGUGAAUUAGGAAAUGAAAAUUCCUCACAAGUAAAUGUUUGCAUUGAAAAAGUGUAUCAAAUACAGGCUGACGGUAGAAGAACUCAUGUAAGUAAUGUCAAGAGCGUGAAAUCACAAUCAAAGACAACAGAUAAGAACGAGCCUGACAAACAUUGUGGGGAAGAGUCAAUAAUAUUUGCAGAAGCAGAGCUGAUUUUACCGGCAUCCAAAGAGCCUGUCAACACUAUAAAGCCAGAUACUUUUUCUGCGAAGAGAGUGCAUUGUAUAGGGGAGAACAUGACUGCAUCGCUCAAGGACUACAAUAAAGAGCCAAUUAUCAUUCCCAUAAGCGGUGCCCCCCGGUUGCAAAUAGGUAAGCGGAACAAAUGGGAUAUCUUAUAUGCUACAAAGAUAAAACCUUUCCUACCUACAUUUUGGCAAGGACUGCUACCCAGUGGGCGCAAUCCCACGUUUGUGCAUGUACGAAUGGAAAUAGCACGUAUUACCGGCUUGAAUAAGAAGAGCAAAAGUGCAUGUGAAGACGAGAUGAGGUAUUAUGACGAGAUGGUUCAUUUCCAUCUUUUGUUUGACGAGGAUGAUCCAAGGGUUAAAACACGGAACGAGUUGGAACUGAAACUUUACAUAAGAGUAAUGUCCUUAUAUUAUAUUGUAAUGAGUUCAAUACCCGACUCAAUAGAAACAGAUUGGGUCUAUGAAUUUGGAGCGCAGCAUGAUGCUGAGAAAUUGCCUAAAUUUGGCAAAAUAGCCAAUGGAGUUUUUAAAUUUUUGACUCAGCUUGUAAAACAAUGGGAUAAGCUUCCAGUUAGCAAAAUAAGAUUUAUAGGGCAAGUGAAUCAAACUUUGGAGAUCAUGUUGGCAGAGAUUGAAAAAGAAAUUGAAAAAGUUGUUAAAGCCGUUGAAGAGAUUAACCACGGGGAGCCCGACGUUUCAUAA